Molecule: messenger RNA, 1730 nt
Organism: Linum tenue
Lineage: Eukaryota; Viridiplantae; Streptophyta; Magnoliopsida; Malpighiales; Linaceae
Source: the annotation of a GenBank genome assembly
ACUCUAGUCCGGGGAAGGAAGAGGAAGAGUAAUGCGCUGGAGUUCCAGUCGCGUAAGUAAAGGGGAAGACUUGUUUGUUCCAGAAACCCAGAAGAAACCACCGCUGCGAAAGCAAAAUAGGCAACUAAAAAUCGCUGCCUUUCGGAUAUCGAAACACCAAAUGAUGCAACAACACCAGCGACCACGGAGACGCUGCGAAGGCACCGCUAUGGGCGCCAUCGUCCUCGAUCUCCGCCCUGGCCUCGGCAUCGGCCCCUUUUCUUUAGGGAUGCCGAUAUGCGAAGCAUUUGCCCAGAUUGAGCAGCAACCCAACAUUUAUGAUGUUGUCCAUGUGAAGUACUUUGACGAGGAACCUUUGAAGCUAGACAUUGUUAUUAGCUUCCCGGACCAUGGUUUCCAUCUUCGAUUUGAUCCUUGGUCCCAGAGGCUAAGAUUGGUUGAAAUCUUUGAUGUCAAGAGGCUCCAAAUGCGAUAUGCCACGUCUAUUAUUGGGGGGCCGUCCACCUUGGCAACUUUUGUUGCUGUUUAUGCUCUCUUUGGCCCAACAUUUCCUGGUAUCUAUGACAAGGAUAGGGGAGUUUAUACCCUGUUUUACCCUGGCCUGUCUUUCGCAUUUCCAAUCCCUGGGCAGUAUGCAGACUGCUGUCAGGAUAGAGAAGCUGAACUGCCUCUGGAGUUUCCGGAUGGAACCACACCAGUCACCUGCCGGGUUUGUAUAUAUGAUGGCUCUAGUGACAAAAAAGUCGGUGUUGGCUCUCUUUUGGACAAGGCUGUUGCUCCUCCUUUACCUGCUGGCAGUCUGUACAUGGAGGAGGUGCAAGUGAAGCUUGGCGAAGAGUUAUUCUUUUCAAUCGGGGGACAGCAUAUUCCGUUUGGUGCGUCACCACAGGAUGUAUGGACGGAAUUAGGGCGUCCUUGUGGCAUCCAUCAAAAGCAGGUGGAUCAGAUGGUCAUUCACUCUGCUUCUGACCCACGUCCAAGAACAACCCUUUGUGCCGAUUACUUCUAUAAUUAUUUUACUCGUGGUUUGGACAUCUUAUUUGAUGGCCAGACUCAUAAAAUCAAGAAGUUUGUUCUUCAUAGCAACUAUCCUGGUCAUGCGGACUUCAAUUCAUACAUAAAGUGCAAUUUUGUUAUCCAAGGUUUUGAAACCCUUAGCAAUUUGUAGAAGAAGAUUUAGGUUUGGUGGUGGUUAUAUAAAAUACUGAAACUAGCUUCUUCUUUACUUUCUCCUCUGAAGCAAAUAACUCGAAGCAGAGUAUCAACCCUAGCACUAAAUGGGAGCAAGUGAAGGAAAUCCUAGGAGACUGCGGUCGUGCAGCUAUCCAAACCCAAGGUUCUACAAGCAACCCUUUUGGAUCCACUUUUGUGUAUGGAUACCAGAACAUCGCCUUAGAGGUGAUGAAAAAUGGCCAUAUUGCUACUAUAACUCUUUUCCUGUCAUGACCAUCGAAUCAAUCUUGGCCUGUGCAUUCAAAGCUGGCAGAUAUUGUACAGUCGAACCACGAAGCAUAUCCGUGAUGUUGCAUUUGUUUUCAACAAAGCACUGUUGAAGUUUGUACAGUAAGUUAAUUGUGUACAGUUAAACGCAGAAACGACUACUGUGUAACUUGAUGAAGCACGAUAUCCGCAGCAACAUAUUUGUAUCUGCGUGUAGCACUUAAAUGUGCAACCAUAUUCGGGAUCCUUGAAACACUUGGUAUUCCAAUUAGCUUUUGAUUUUAUAUGCG